Molecule: messenger RNA, 1781 nt
Organism: Maniola jurtina (meadow brown)
Lineage: Eukaryota; Metazoa; Arthropoda; Insecta; Lepidoptera; Nymphalidae
Product: gastrula zinc finger protein XlCGF57.1-like
Exons: 3
Coding region: 396-1769 (457 amino acids)
Biological process (GO): regulation of transcription by RNA polymerase II
Cellular component (GO): nucleus
Molecular function (GO): RNA polymerase II transcription regulatory region sequence-specific DNA binding; DNA-binding transcription factor activity, RNA polymerase II-specific
Source: RefSeq, a predicted model, not a curated record
GAGAAAAAUAAUGUCUAAACUGUCAAAAUCGUUUUUUUUACAAAUUAAAAGUUAAAAAUGGGUUAAAAAAAUAUAUGCGAAACAAAUAACGAAGAAAAUCUCAAAAGAUUUUUUUCAUGUCCGGGAAUUGAAUUGAAUUUUUUUUCUAGUCUGGUUUUUAUUUUGCUACGUAUGUAUGUAUGAAUAAUAAACUUCCUUUAUAAUUUAGUGAAUUUGCAUUUGCUUGGUCAGUGUUUAAUACUGCAUAGUUGCAACUUGCAUUUGAGCAAUAUUCCACCAUUAAACUACAUAAAACCUUAUCUCAUUUUCUGUAUAUUUAUUUGACCAACCAGAAUUUCCUUUAAAGCUAGUAAAACUUGUGUCUAGCACAGUGGGUUUGAGCGAAACACUUCAAGAUGGCAGAUAAUCCCAAGGAGUAUUUACUUCAUACUGGUCUCUUAAAACCCAAGCAGGAAGUAGAAAUCAUAGUACCCAAGGAAGAAGUUAUAGAAGAUUUUUUAGUAUUUAAGAAAGAAAUAGUGCUUAAGGAAGAAAUAGUAGAUGUCAUAGUACCUAAGCAGGAAAUAGGAGAGGAGUUAGAAAUAACCUUUGAUAAAGACAGCAAUGACUAUAUUCUACCUAAAGACGAGCCAUCUUGUUCACAUUUGGUACAAUUGAAUGAACAAAAUGAAGUGAAUAUGGUAGUGCCUUAUAAAACAGAGCCUUUCAACGAUAUUGCGCAACUACAAAAAGAACUACAAGUGUCUGAUGAUGGACACAAUAUAACAGACCAAAAUAUGUGUACAGGACUUACCUCCAUAGAGAUUAAAAGGGGGUGUAGCGCUGAGCCCUGCAGUGCUGCAGGCUCUUCAACACACAAUUCUCCAUUGGCAAAGAAAUGUAGACCCCAAAGAGGUGGAGCUGCUAAGAAAAAGGGGCCACACACUUGUCAUAUUUGCGAAAAACAAUUUAAAUACAAAAGCUUUUUGGAUCUACACAUGAAGACUCACACUGGAGAGAAACCGUUUAUUUGCAAUCAAUGUCCUGCAUCAUUCAAACACAAAAACACGUUAACUAGGCACAUGAAAUCCCACACCCGCGAUAGUUUUUACACCUGUGACAUAUGUCAAGCGAAAUUCACAGAAAAAAGCACUUUGAACAAUCACACAAGGACUCACACUGGUGAAAAACCAUAUUCCUGUGAAAUAUGUCACGCAAAAUUCACCCAACAAAGCACUUUAAUCAGUCACACUAGGAUACACACUCGUGAAAACCUUUACACCUGUGAAAUAUGCCAGACUAAAUUUACUCAAAGGAGCACUUUGAAUAAUCAUAGAAGGACACACACUGGUGAAAAACCGUAUGCCUGUGAUGUGUGUCAAGCUAAAUUCAGACAAAAAAGUUCUUUACACAGCCACAUAAAGACUCACACUAGUGAAAAACCGUUUACUUGUGGCCGAUGUCAAGCAACGUUUAAACGAAGGAAUAUUCUAACCAGGCACAUGAGAUCUCACACUGGUGAAAAACCUUAUUCUUGCGACAUCUGCGACGCGAAAUUUACUCAAAAAGGUAAUUUGAACAGUCAUUUGAGGACACACACUGGUGAAAGACCGUUUUCCUGUGAUCAGUGUGAGGCUAAAUUUGGAAAGAAAUAUGAUUUGACCACCCAUGUAAUGCGGUCUCACACUGGUGAAAAGCCACAUUCCUGUUAUAUAUGUAACGCUAAAUUUGUAGAGAAAUAUCAUUUGAAUAAACACACUUUGAAGUGUCACAGCGGUGAAAAAACUUGAUCUUGUGACUAA